Puccinia triticina is the source of this 1056-nucleotide messenger RNA. RefSeq lists its product as uncharacterized. The record is from RefSeq and is a predicted model, not a curated record. Lineage: Eukaryota; Fungi; Basidiomycota; Pucciniomycetes; Pucciniales; Pucciniaceae. Gene Ontology annotation, biological process: cell wall modification. Gene Ontology annotation, molecular function: pectinesterase activity. The coding region runs from base 1 to 1056 and encodes 351 amino acids. The transcript is spliced from 10 exons.
AUGACUGCCAUUAUGCUCGCCAACAAAUUAUUCACGGUUCCCCAGUGGUACUUUUUAAUACUAUUUUCUUUCGCGAUUUUUGCUGCAAGUCACGCCCUGCCUACCCACAGUCUAUCACCCAGGGCUAACCCAAGUAGCACAGUGCCUCCGACGGGCGCACUGAUUGUCCGACAAAAAAAUCCCCUACCGGGUGAACAUCCCACGAUUCCUGAUGCUAUUAGGGCUCUUCGAGGUACUAAGGGCCCCCAAACUAUCUUCGUAUACCCAGGCAGCUAUAACCUGGGAGUCUACAUACGUUACGGAUAUCCUUUGACCAUUCAAGGUUACACCGCAGCCCCGGGAACUUAUGCACAAAACCAGGUGACGGUGAGUGUGGCUACGGGUCGAGCUGAGACAGGUGGAGAUCCUCAAAGCUCAGCAAUAUGGGUUCAACAAAAUGACUUUAAAAUGUCGAACAUUAAUGUGGUGAAUUCUUAUGGUACGGGUACGAAUACUCAGGCGGUGGCGGUGACCGCCCAGGGAGAACGUCAUGUGUAUUCAAUGUGUAGCUUCAGCAGCUACCAGGAUACUCUGUAUGUCAAAUCACCCUCCGCCUAUUUCAUUGGAUGUAAUAUUGAGGGUGCAGUCGAUUUCAUCUUUGGGGGUGGGACCGGAUGGUUUGAAAAAGCAAAUAUUGUGGUUAAGCCACCGCGGAGCUUUGCGACAAUCACGGCCCAUAAAAGAGCUCAAGCGAGUAGCACUUCAAAAUUUGUCUUCAAUCUCUCGAAUGUUAUCGGAGCACCCGGAGCAAAACCGGGAUCAGCUUUCUUGGGCCGGCCCUGGUCUGCAUAUGCAGCGGUCACUUUCCAGUUUUGCUCACUUUCGGACGUCGUAAACCCAGCCGGGUGGGCUGCUUGGAAUCCACCACAAGACACUAGAACCCAAUCCGUACAAUUUUACGAAUUUGCAAAUAAGGGACCCGGUAGUCAAGGACUACGUUCAUUUGGGAAGAGUCCAGUGCAACCAGCGAAAAUUGAACAAGUUUUGGGGGUGAACUAUGCUUCCUGGGCUUUGUGA